CCAAACACAUAGAAUUGACAGAGAGAUAUCAAAUCUUUAUGGCUAUGUUUCUGAUGAGGAAAGGAGAGAAAAUGUUGAAAGAAGAGAGUGAGUCUGAGAUCUUUUCACCAAAGAAGAAAAUAACUGAAGUUCAAAUGUCAAAGAAUGAGUUACUCGAGAAAGAAAACCUGGAGCUCAAGCAAGAAGUGGCGCGCUUGAAGUCGCUGAUAGUUUCGCUGAAAGCACACAACGUGGAGAGAAAAUCCAUGCUGUGGAAGAAGAUUCAUAAGUCAAUCGACGACAGCAAUUCAGAUUCACAGCUACACAAAGCAGCCGUUAUGGCAGAAAAGUGUCCUGAAAACCAGAAUGUGCUUACAAAUCAAGAAUUCAAAGAUUCACAAAAGGAGGGUUCUGUAACAAAGGUACCAAAUCCGCCGCCAAGUCCGCCUUCAUUCCUUCUUCCUUCGCAUAACAAAUUGCAUCCCGGAGCGCCGCCUCCGCCUCCUCCGGCUCUGCUAAAAUCAUCCAUGGGAUUGAAGGCGGUGCGACGUGUUCCAGAAGUCAUCGAGCUCUAUCGUUCCCUAACGAGGAAGGAAGCCAACACGGAAAACAGAAUAAACCUUAAUGGAGGAAUCCCUGCACUAGCAUUCACCAGAAACAUGAUUGAAGAAAUCGAAAACCGCUCGUCUUACCUGUCCGCUAUAAAAUGUGAAGUUCAAAGACAAGGCAAGUUCGUGAAUUUGUUAAUCAAAGAGGUGGAAUCGACGUCGUUUUCGGAUAUUUCAGAGGUGGAGGCAUUCAUCAGGUGGCUGGACGGAGAACUGUCUUCAUUGGUGGAUGAAAGAUCAGUGCUGAAGCAUUUUCCACAAUGGCCGGAACAAAAAGUUGAUGCGCUUCGCGAAGCGGCUUGUAACUACCGAGAUCUGAAGAGUCUUGAAUUGGAAGUUUCAUGUUAUGAGGAGAAUCCGAAAGAGGCUCUGCCUCAGGCUUUGAAGAGGAUUCAUGCGUUGCAAGACAGGUUGGAGACUAGUGUUAGUGCUAAAGAAAGAACAAGGGAGAUUACUACCAACAAGUACAGGAAUUUUCAUAUCCCGUGGGACUGGAUGAUGGACACAGGCCUCGUUGGUCAGAUGAAGCUAAGUUCAUUGAGGUUGGCAAAAGAAUUCAUGAAAAGAGUGACUAAGGAAUUGGAGUCUCGUGAAGCAUUGCAAGAAGAUAACCUCUUACUACAAGGAGUAAAAUUUGCAUUCCGGGUACACCAGUUUGCAGGUGGCUUUGAUCCGGAGACCACACAAGCAUUUCAAGAAUUGAAGAGGGUUGGUGGUGUUCAGCGAAGCUAUAGCAACAUUAUCAAAUGCACUAAAUUUGACAAAAGUUGUCAGAAACUUAUGUAGUAAGUAGUAACCAAAUUGUCUUCCCCAAUGGAAUUGACAAAUAUGUAUAUUCCUCUUCUGUUUAUGUAAUUUCUCGAAUGCAUUGCCUUGAGAAAACUAGGUAUAUGCUUUUUCUUUCUUUCCUUUUUUUUUUUCUAAUAAUUAUGUUUAGUACACCUCACAAGAUAAAUCCUAAUU
Molecule: messenger RNA, 1550 nt
Organism: Arachis stenosperma
Lineage: Eukaryota; Viridiplantae; Streptophyta; Magnoliopsida; Fabales; Fabaceae
Product: protein CHUP1, chloroplastic
Exons: 5
Coding region: 39-1373 (444 amino acids)
Biological process (GO): chloroplast organization
Cellular component (GO): chloroplast outer membrane
Source: RefSeq, a predicted model, not a curated record